AUGUAUGGGUUCGGUGGUGAGAAGUGGAAACACAAUCGGCACAUGUGGCCUGUACCUUCUAACGCGACCACUGUAGUCACCGUUUCUUCACCGUCUCAAUUUAUAUGCAAAGAUGGACGCAAGAUUCGUGUUGGUGACUGUGCACUUUUCAAACCACCCCAGGACUCCCCUCCUUUUAUUGGAAUAAUUCGCAAGAUAACAUUUGAUAAAGAAGAAAGUCCAACUUUAGAAGUGAAUUGGUUUUACCGACCUGCUGAUUUGAAUCUCUCUAAAGGGAUUGUGCUGGAAGCUGCACCAAACGAAGUGUUCUACUCCUUUCACAAGGAUGAGAUACAUGCUGCAUCAUUACUCCAUCCUUGUAAAGUCGCAUUUCUCCGUAAAGGUGUUGAACUUCCUUCAGGGAUAUCCGCAUUUGUUUGUAGGCGAGUGUAUGACAUUGAGAACACUUGUUUACGGUGGCUAACCGAUAAGGACUACAUUAAUGAACAGCAGGAAGAAGUUUACCAGCUUUUAGAUAAGACAAAACUAGAAAUGCAUGGGGCUGUGCAGUCAGGAGGCCGUUCUCCGAAACCCUUGAAUGGUCCAACGUCAACGCAGUCAUUGAAAUCUAGUUCUGAUAACAUUCAAAAUAGUUCUUCCUUUGGUGUACAGGGUAAGGGAAAAAAGAGAGAAAGAGGUGAUCAGGGAUCUGAUUCAUCUAAAAAAGAACGAUUAUUUAAAGUAGAAGAUGGAGAUUCUGGUCAAUUUAGACCAGAGAGCAUGCUAAGGUCUGAGAUUGCUAAAAUCACUGAUAAUAAAGGUGGGCUUGUGGACUCUGACGGUGUUAAAAGACUUCUGCAACUCAUGCAACCUGACAGUGCUGAUAAAAAAAUAGAUUUGUCAGGGCGAAUAAUGCUUGUUGAUGUAAUAUCGCUCACAGAGCGGUAUGACUGUCUUUGCUGGUUUGUACAGAUUCGGGGUUUGCCUGUGUUAGAUGAAUGGCUGCAGGAGGUCCAUAAGGGCAAAAUUGGCGAUGGUAAUGUUGAUAAGUCUGAAGAGUUUUUGUUAGCGUUACUUCGUGCAUUGGAUAAUCUUCCCGUGAACCUUCAUGCACUACAAACCUGUAAUGUUGGAAAAUCUGUUAAUAAUUUACGUAGCCACAAAAAUUCUGAAAUUCAGAGGAAAGCCCGGACUUUGGUAGACACAUGGAAGAAGCGUGUUGAAGCUGAAAUGAAUAUGACUGAUACAAAAACUGGUUCAACCCGUGCUGUUUCUUGGCCUGCAAAGCCAACACCAUCAGAUGUUUCUCACUCCGGAAAUAGGAAAACAGUAGGAUCCUCUGAGAAUGUUGUGAAGACCUCUGCUAUUCAACCUUCAACAUCCAAAAAUUCCCAAUCUAAACUUAAUUCUGGAGAAGUAGCAUUGAAGUUCUCUUCAUCCCCUGGCUCAACUAAAUCUGGGUCUGCCUUAGUAUGCAGCAACUCAAAAGAUCAAAAUGUUAAACCUGUUGUUUGUGCAACAUCAGAUCUACCUCUGACACCUAUCAAGGAGGAGAGGAGCAGCAGUUCUAGUCAAUCUCAAAACAACAGCAGAUCUUGUUCUACUGAACACGCAAAGGCUAUUGGUUCUUGCCGGGAAGAUGCAAAGAGCUCCUCUGCAGUGUCAAUGAGUGUGAACAAAGUACCUGGUGCUGCAUCCCGAUCUCGGAAGUCUAGUAAUGGUGUACAUGGAGCUGGUAUUGCUGCAGUUCAGAAGGAUCAUAGUUCUGCCAAGAACUCAGCAAGAAAUUCACCUUCUGAUAAAGUUUCCCCGACUCGAAUGUCCCAAGAAAAACCAUCCGAUCAGCCCCUUACUGAUCAAGGGCAUAAUCAGCGACUGAUUCUCAGGUUGCCUAACACCGGCCGCAGUCCUUCAAGGGGAGCUAGCGGGGGCACUUUUGAAGAACCUUCUUUUACAUGUGGCAAAACAUCACCUCCUGCCGACAUCAAAAAGGAUAAUCAGGACAGAAGAGUUAAAGCUAAAAUUGAUUGUUUGCAGACCCAUGUGUCGAAUGUGAUAAAUGAUGCGUCUAAUAAUAAUGACACUACUGCUUGUGAUGAAGCUAAGGGCUCUCCAUCGGUGGGCGAGCGUUGCAGGGCUAAUGAUGAUGGUGAUAAAGCUGCAGAAAUACCAAAAACAACUUGUUCUUCAACUGGAUUUGUUUCCAGAUCAGGAGAAAUGUCCAGAUCUGAAAACGUAUCGCCUCUGCCUUCCCCCGAGAGGAAGUCUCCUGCUGCUGAUGAAUCAAGCUCAGGGAAUGACUCCAAGUUAAGACAUUCUCUUGAAGGAGCUGCACGCACUCUUGGACAUUCUGAUGGCGGGUUUACUGGAGAGCAUACUCGGAAAACUGUGGAGCCAUUGCAAUUCAAAAAGGAUUCUAGGCAUCCUUUGAUGACAAUAUCGCAUGAUUUUUCAGAUGGUGAAGCCGUUUCAUCUGGCCGUCUGGAGAAAAAUGGUGACAGCAAAACUCAAAUAAAUUUCUCUACUACCGAUGCAAUACAAAAUGCUGAAGGUCCAUGCUUACGGCCGGACACCAAAGAGGACACUUCCGAAACUGUUUUUUCAGGUAGAAAGGAGACUAUUGCAGAAGUUGGAGGAGCAGAGCGUUUUCAGGAGCAGAGGGAAUCAGGAACUCAAUGGGCUAAAAACUGCAGUAGUUCCAGCUCUAAAUUGAAGUCGGGGACUUCCUCGUUUGAUGAUGAUCAGAAGAUUGCUAACAUGGUUGGCGGUAUUGCAGAGCACGAGAAAAUGUUGGUUUCAGAAACCAUUGCAAGUAGUAUGAAUGAAAAUGAACAAGGUAAAAGAUCCCCCGAGUUAUCUUCUGGUGCAGAUAGUAAGACCCAGAUCAGUGCAGAUAAAGUGACAGGUAAUGUUAUGCCGGUGCAAAAAGGCUCGUCAGUUACAGAUAACUGCGAGUCCAUUGAUUUAAAAAGGGAGUCACCUUCUUCUGGUAAUGCUUUGACGGUAGCCAGGGAUGAAAAUGAUAAUCAUGUGAUGCCAGGUGAUAUUGAAACUGAUGAAAAACAAAAGGAUCUGGAUUCAGCAGUUGCAGAUGAUGUUAAUGAACGUUCUGAAGAGAAUUUUGGUAGAAAAGAGGUUAGUGGCUCUGGUUCAUUAGCUCACCCAGAUUUACCAAUUUCUGUAAAAGAGAACGAAGAUCUGAAAACAUGUGAUUCUAUUCUUGAAAGAAAGAAAUCUGCAGUUGCUGCGGAGUUGAAUGCGGGCAAUGCUAAUCUAUCCCCAAUUGCUUGUGGUUCUGAUGCAGCUGUAAAACUGGACUUUGAUUUAAAUGAGGGUUACCCUGUUGAGGAUGUAGGCCAGGGGGAUAUUGUUAGACAGGAAGAACCUAUCAGUUCAUCUGCAGUUCAUGCUCCUUGCCCAUUGCCUUUUCCCAUUCCGUCCCUCUCUGGGGCCUUCCAUGCUUCAAUUACAGUAGCUUCUGCUGCCAAAGGACCGGUUGUUCCGCCAGAAAAUCCGUUGCGAAGUAAGGGGGAACUUGGGUGGAAAGGAUCAGCUGCUACAAGUGCAUUCCGGCCAGCUGAACCUAGGAAAAAUGCUGAGAUGCCAUCAAAUACUGUUGAUAUUCCACCAGUCGACGCCACUUCAGUCAAACAAGACCGCGCUCCCUUAGAUUUUGAUUUAAAUGUUGCAGAUGAAGUCGGUUUUGAGGACGUUGCUUACCGAGGUGACUUAGAGUCCGGUGCUCAUGACCGCAGCUCUGUGGGAUUUGAUCUUGAUCUAAACAGGUUGGACGAGACUCCUGAAGUUGGAUCUUUCUCUAUGGGUAAAAUGGAUAUUCCUUUACCGAGUAAACAACCUUCAUUGUCCAGUGGGUUAUCUAAUGGUGGAAGUGUCUCAAGAGACUUCGAUUUAAAUAAUGGACCAGGCCUUGAUGAAGUUAGCACCGAAGUCCCAACUCGUACUCUGCAGAUGAAAAGUACUAUCCCAUUUUCAAGUUCUGUUCAUGGCACUAGAACAAAUAAUGCAGAAUUUGGAAAUUAUUCUUCAUGGUUUCCUCCGGGCAAUUCGUAUUCUGCAAUUACUGUCCCACCACUUCUGACAGGUAGGGGGGAGCAGAGUUAUGUUGGCGGUUCUGGGACACAGCGGAUCAUAGGUUCUACAGGUAGCACACCUUUUAGUCCUGAAAUGUACAGAGGGCCAGUGCUCUCAUCCUCCCCAGCUGUUGCAUAUCCAUCUUCUACUCCCUUUCCAUAUCCAGGAUUUCCAUUUGAAACCAAUUUUCCGUUAUCUUCAAAUGCUUUUUCUGGUUGUUCAACACCAUUUAUGGAUUCAACAACUGUGGGUGGACUUUGCUUUCCUACCAUGCCCUCACAGCCCAUUGGGCCUGGUGGCAUUGUCUCAUCCACAUAUCCACGUCCCUAUGUUAUGAGUCUUCCAGGUGGUACAAGCAACGUAAUUCCUGACAGCAGAAAAUGGGGUAGUCAGAGUCUGGAUCUUAAUUCAGGCCCUGGUGUUACGGAUACCGAGCGCAGAGAUGACAGAUUGCCUUCAGGAUUGAGACAGAUGCCUGUCUCCAGUCAACAAGCCUUGAUGGAGGAUCAUUUGAAGAUGUUUCAGAUGGCCGGUGCAUUAAAAAGGAAAGAACCUGAUGGUGGUUGGGAUGGAACUGAUAGAUUCAGUUACAAACAUCCCUCAUGGCAAUAG
Vicia faba (fava bean) is the source of this 4683-nucleotide messenger RNA. Lineage: Eukaryota; Viridiplantae; Streptophyta; Magnoliopsida; Fabales; Fabaceae. The record is from the annotation of a GenBank genome assembly.